This is a messenger RNA of Sabethes cyaneus, 900 nucleotides long. Its product is annotated as phosphomevalonate kinase. The record is from RefSeq and is a predicted model, not a curated record. Gene Ontology annotation, biological process: cholesterol biosynthetic process; isopentenyl diphosphate biosynthetic process, mevalonate pathway. Gene Ontology annotation, cellular component: cytoplasm. Bases 83 to 637 code for a protein of 184 amino acids. Gene Ontology annotation, molecular function: phosphomevalonate kinase activity. Lineage: Eukaryota; Metazoa; Arthropoda; Insecta; Diptera; Culicidae. The transcript is spliced from 2 exons.
AACGUAAACAAGUAGUUCCGUUCCGUUCCGUUCGGGUUUGUGCCACAAAUCGCACAUAAUUUGAAUACAAUUAAUCAGAACAAUGUCUGACAAACCUCGAGUGGUGUUACUUUUCUCCGGCAAACGUAAAUGCGGAAAAGAUUUCCUUACAGAAAGGCUCCUCCAUCGACUCACUGACCAAUGUGCGCAGAUCAUACGUAUUUCGGAGCCGAUCAAACGAAGCUGGGCGGAAAAACUUGGACUGGAUUUGCGGGAGCUACUAAGUGAUGGUCCGUACAAGGAACGAUACCGGCGAGAAAUGAUCGAAUGGAGUGACCGUAAACGGCUCGAGGAUGCCGGGUUCUUCUGCCGCCAAGCAUGUGCAGCAGUAAACAAGGAAAUUGUGAUUGUUAGUGACGUUCGAAGGAAAACGGAUCUGCAAUAUUUUAGAGAAACGUACGGGGAGCGGGCAAAAACGGUCAGAAUUGUGGCCAGUGAGAAGACACGAAGCGUUCGUGGUUGGGUGUUCCAAGAGGGCGUUGACGAUGUUCAAUCCGAGUGCGAUUUAGACGAUGUGACCGAGUGGGAUUUGGCGGUGUGCAAUGAAAGCGAUGCGAAUGUAGACGAUUUACUAGAUAAAAUUGAAAAGCUUCUCUGAAUGUUAUUACCUAAGUUUAUUAUUAAAAAAUAGAUAAGGGUAUUUGGGCAAAUUAAUUGUAAAGGUGGUAAGAGAAACGAUGUUUUAUACAAUUUCACUUAGAAAUAUUUUCAACAUCACAAGCAAAAUUUAUUUAUUGCCUAGUCAUUAGUGUGCAAAAAUACAAUUUUCUGCCUAUUGCCUAAUGAAUCAGAACUUAAACACAUCUUAACGGUGUUAUAUUUAACAGACAAAAAAAAUAAAUCAAGUGCAAAGUUUUCUGG